AUGUCAAAAAGCAGCAGCUCGCAGGUGAUAACAUGCAAAGCGGCAAUAUGCUGGGGAAUAGGGGAGCCAUUGAAGGUGGAAGAGAUACAAGUAGAGCCACCAAAAUCUUUUGAAAUUCGUGUUAAGAUGUUACUUGCUAGUUUAUGCCAUACCGAUAUCCUAUUUGCUAAAGGAUUCCCAACUGUUAGUACUACUUCUUGUCUCACCAGUUAUGAACUUUGUUUCACUAUUUUAAAGGAGCCUCUUUUUCCUCGAGUCCUCGGCCAUGAAGGUGUUGGAGAGGUGGAAAGCAUAGGAGAAGGCGUAAAAGAUCUUGAAGAAGGAGACCUUGUGAUUCCAACCUACCUUGGAGAGUGCCAAGAAUGUGAGAAUUGCAAAUCUGGGAAGACCAAUUUAUGCUUAAAGUACCCAUUAAUCCUCAGUGGGCUAAUGCCUGAUGGCACUUCAAGAAUGUCCAUUAAUGGACGAAAAGUGUAUCAACUUACUACAUGCUCAACAUGGUCUGAAUACACGGUGAUAAAUGCUAAUUAUGUCGUCAAGAUUAAUCCAAGUAUUGAUCUUUCUCAUGCAAGCUUCCUUUCAUGUGGAUUCUCCACUGGAUUUGGGUCCGCUUGGAGGGAAGCUAAUGUUGAGAGGGGAUCUAGUGUUGCUGUCAUUGGUCUAGGUGCUGUUGGAUUAGGGGCCAUAGAGGGAGCUAGAAAGCAAGGGGCGAGUAAAAUAAUUGGAAUAGACAAAAAUGAGAAGAAAAGAGAGAAAGGGGAAGCUUUUGGAAUGACUGAUUUCAUAAACCCAGAAGGAAAUUCCCAAAAACCUAUUUCAGAAUUGAUGAAAGACUUAACAGGUGGAAUGGGUGUGGAUUAUUGCUUUGAGUGCACCGGUGUUGCAUCCUUUGUCAAUGAAGCCCUCCUAGCAACAAAACCAGGAAAAGGAGAAACAAUAGUGGUUGGUGCAGGAACUGAUCCAACUGUGCCCGUCAACUUCUUACCUCUUGUGCUCGGCGGAACUUUGAAGGGUUCUGUCUUUGGAGGGCUCAAAAUUAAAUCUGAUCUUCCCAUUUUACUUGACAAAUGCAAAAAUAAGGAAUUCCCUCUUGAUGAGCUUUUCACUCAUGAAGUUACAUUGGAAGAUAUAAACAAAACUUUUGAACUACUGAAGCAACCAGAGUGUGUCAAGGUCGUUAUCAAGAUUUGA
This is a messenger RNA of Dovyalis caffra, 1191 nucleotides long. Lineage: Eukaryota; Viridiplantae; Streptophyta; Magnoliopsida; Malpighiales; Salicaceae. The record is from the annotation of a GenBank genome assembly.